UCGGAUGGGCAGGCGUCUGCCUCUCUAAAGCACAUAGGCCAGCAGCCAUCUGUCCGUCAGAGCUGCAGAUUACGAAUGCAACCAGAGAGAGAGAGAGAGAGAGCACUACUCUCUUCGCGAAAGCAGGACUGUAGUAGCACGCAUAGGCGGUGCGCUUUAAAGUGGGAAGUUUCGAAAAGGAUUCUGUAUAUAUCAGCACCUCCAUGUCGGCUCUGCUGGAUAUUUACACACCGAUGCUAUGGUUACCUUUAUUACGAUCUUACAGGUGAAUCUAGUGAUGUCCAUGUUGCUGUAUGUGUUGUUCCUAGCUUACCUCUACGGUAUCCAGGCAACGCACAUGGAGCGCCAGCAGCCCCCGCCCACCCAGGACCCCAUCAACUCCCUCAUCAUCCAGCUGCUGCAGGCGGACCUGACCCGCGGCCGGGGGAGGCAGGGUGAGGGCCAGGACAGGCAGGCCCAGGACACAUUGCCACCGUUGGGCCUGCUCGCCAUUGACACCCCGCUGGACGACAGUAGAUUCCUGGAGAGGCGCAGCUCGCUGUACCAGCCCAGGUCGUCUGACCUGCUGGAGCAGCAGAAACACUACAACUCUCCCCGGGUCCUGCUGAGUGAGCGGGCGCCCCUGCAGCCUCCUCCGCUCUACUCUAUAGAUGACUACGUGGGCAGCUCUGACAGAACCAACAAGACCCGCAGGAAGAGAUACGCUGAACACAAGAGUUACCGCGGGGAGUACUCCGUCUGUGACAGCCAAUCACAGUGGGUGACAGACAAGACGAAUGCGGUGGACAUCAGGGGUCGUCAGGUCACCGUCCUGGAUCAGAUAAAGAUGGGAACCGCUGAAAGCAACUUUGUGAAGCAGUACUUCUAUGAGACCAAGUGUCGGACUGCCAAACCUUUUAAGAGCGGCUGUCGCGGCAUCGAUGACAAACACUGGAACUCGCAGUGUAAGACCUCUCAGACGUACGUCAGAGCUCUGACGCAGGACCGUACCUCUGUGGGCUGGCGCUGGAUACGGAUAGACACUUCCUGUGUCUGUGCGUUGUCACGGAAACACCGCAGGACGUAAACACACAACCCGACCAUAGACAUUAUGGAAUAUAUUUCCUUAUUGUGAAGGGGGGGCUGUACAUAUAAAUUAUUAUUUAAGUUAUGUGAAAUACAUGUCGUUUCUACAUGGCUAUAUAUGAUAUAUAAAUAUAAUUGUUAUUUAUUGAAGUCAUCAUCAAAGGAAAAAAUAAAAUAAAAAAUUAACCAAGAACUCCUAACAUGCGGCUCCACAGCCACCACACAGCCUAGCAUCUUCAGACUCAGACCAUGGAGCUGGACAGUACAGCCUAGCAUCUUCAGACUCAGACCAUGGAGCUGGACAGUACAGCCUAGCAUCUUCAGACUCAGACCAUGGAGCUGGACAGUACAGCCUAGCAUGGAGAGACUCUACCAUUGCGCUGGACAGUACAGCCUAGUGUGGAGAGACUCUACCAUGGGGCUGGACAGUACAGCCUAGCAUGGAGAGACUCUACCAUUGCGCUGGACAGUACAGCCUAGUGUGGAGAGACUCUACCAUGGGGCUGGACAGUACAGCCUAGUAUGGAGAGACUCUACCAUUGCGCUGGACAGUACAGCCUAGCAUGGAGAGACUCUACCAUUGGGCUGGACAGUACAGCCUAGCAUCUUCAGACUCAGACCAUGGAUCUGGACUGUACAGCCUAGCAUGGAGAGACUCUACCAUGAGGCUGGACAGUACAGCCUAGCAUGGAGAGACUCUACCAUUGGGCUGGACAGUACAGCCUAGCAUGGAGAGACUCUACCAUUGGGCUGGACAGUACAGCCUAUUGUGGAGAGACUCUACCAUUGGGCUGGACAGUACAGCCUAGUAUGAAGAGACAACGUGCCUUGUUGAUAUACCUAGGGCAGCAGAUGAAAAAUAAGAUCACUAGGGGAUAUGACAUCACCAGGUGUGGAGUAGGGGAUCUACACUGUCAUUCAGCUCAUUCUAUGACAUCACUGCUCUGACUGUUGAAAACAGAAAUCUGGUCCAAAUGUUAUUGUGGACUAAAUAUGUACUGUCUGGAUGUAUGGACAAACCACUGUCUGGAUGUAUGGACAAACCACGAACAUGUACGGGUAUUCGACAGACCUGCUGACAUACGACAGACCUGCUGACAUACGACAGACCAGACAUGUUUGGGUUUUCCAUGAUGUAGUAACUAAAGGUUUUGCUGUAUCAUCCAGGCUCAAUACAUGAGGUCUGAUAUGGUACUUUGUUACCAGGCCUCUGGCCUGGAAGAGCUGUGGCUGUAGGGAGGCUGGGCAGUAUGUAUAGAGCACAUGGAGCAGGUCUGUCUGGCCUCAUUAGGUCAUGUUCCGCUAAUGUUAUCAGGACCAAAGCCUCUCAGCCCCCUCCUCUCCCUGUUAAUCUGGUCCUGUCUGACCGUCUCCAACCUCUAACCCGAAACCCAACGUCUAAGCCUAAAGCCACCUCCACUCUCUAAGCCUAAAGCCAGCUCCACUCUCUAAGCCUAAAGCCACCUCCACUCUCUAAGCCUAAAGCCAGCUCCACUCUCUAAGCCUAAAGCCACCUCCACUCUUUAAUCCUAAAGCCACCUCCACUCUCUAAGCCUAAAGCCACCUCCACUCUCUAAGCCUAAAGCCACCUCCACUCUCUAAGCCUAAAGCCACCUCCACUCUCUAAGCCUAAAGCCACCUCCACUCUCUAAGCCUAAAGCCACCUCCACUCUCUAAGCCUAAAGUCACCUCCACUCUCUAAGCCCUAAAGUCACCUCCACUCUCUAAGCCUAAAGCCACCUCCACUCUCUAAGCCUAAAGCCACCUCCACUCUCUAAGCCUAAAGCCACCUCCACUCUCUAAGCCUAAAGCCACCUCCACUCUCUAAGCCUAAAGCCACCUCCACUCUCUAAGCCUAAAGCCACCUCCACUCUCUAAGCCUAAAGCCACCUCCACUCUCUAAGCCUAAAGCCACCUCCACUCUCUAAGCCUAAAGCCACCUCCACUCUCUAAGCUUAAAGCCAACUUCUAACCCUGGUGAAUGCUCACCUCUAUGUUUGGUGAUACCCUGCCCUGAGAACAGUGGAACAGUAUGAUAGACCCUAGUAGAACCUGGUAGAACCUGGUAGAAUCUCAGAACCUGGUAGAAUCUAGUAGAACCCGAGUGAACCCAGUAGAACCUGAUAGAGCUCUGUGAUGUCCAGGGCAAGCAGCAGGUAGGUUGAGGUGUUGAGGCAGGUUAGCAGGUAGGUAGCAGGUAUCAGGCUCACAUCAGGCUGUGCCAUAGCUAAUGACAUGGUGUCUUAGGGAGUGGAAAGCUGCCUAAGGAUAUGUUCAUAUGUGCAGAGCUAGGAUUGAAACCCCUAAGCUACCCUGUAAGAUGCUUUACGACAGGCCAAUCCCAGCUUCAGAUCACUGUCUGUCGGGUGGGCUUUUACCUAAAUCAUGCAUUGAUGUCAUUUGUAAGUCUGGAGGACAGAGUUGUGUGUUGCGUAAGACCUCAGACUUCCUGUCGGGUACGAGGUCAGACAGCAAUGCCAGAGAGCUAUUCAUAAGACUUCCAGGUCAGAGGUUAGAGUUUAGAGGUCAGUUGGUUCAGGCUCAGACACUAAAUCUGACACCUGUCUAUCAAACAAACAACCCAGACCCCUAACCCUACCUCACUAACCCUGACCCCUAACCCUACCUCAGUAACCCUACCUAACCCUGACCCCUACCUCACUAACCCUACCUCACUAAC
Messenger RNA from Oncorhynchus kisutch (coho salmon), 3745 nucleotides. Its product is annotated as neurotrophin-3-like. The record is from RefSeq and is a predicted model, not a curated record. Gene Ontology annotation, molecular function: growth factor activity; nerve growth factor receptor binding. Gene Ontology annotation, cellular component: dendrite; synaptic vesicle; axon. The transcript has 2 exons. Gene Ontology annotation, biological process: nerve growth factor signaling pathway; nerve development; cell surface receptor protein tyrosine kinase signaling pathway. Lineage: Eukaryota; Metazoa; Chordata; Actinopteri; Salmoniformes; Salmonidae. The coding region runs from base 239 to 1066 and encodes 275 amino acids.